Messenger RNA from Malus domestica (apple), 1240 nucleotides. RefSeq names its product adenylate kinase 1, chloroplastic-like. Gene Ontology annotation, biological process: nucleobase-containing compound metabolic process. Gene Ontology annotation, molecular function: ATP binding; AMP kinase activity. The record is from RefSeq and is a predicted model, not a curated record. Gene Ontology annotation, cellular component: mitochondrion; cytoplasm. Lineage: Eukaryota; Viridiplantae; Streptophyta; Magnoliopsida; Rosales; Rosaceae.
ACACUCUCCUACAUCCCACAAACUUCCACUCUCUCCCAUUCACGCCUGCAAACUUCGCGGUUUAAAUGGCGGCCCUAACCCGCCUAUCAAAACCCUCCUUCUCCUCCGUCUACCGCAUAAGCCGGUGCCUGUACUCAGGCGCCGCCCCUGAGACCACCUCUCACGGCGCCUCGCCUUACAGCCCGCGCUUGGGGCCCACGUCCAAUCUCGCCGUCAAGGAUCCCAAGGACCGCAGCGUGCAGUGGGUCUUCCUGGGCUCGCCGGGCGUCGGAAAAGGCACAUACGCCAGCCGGCUCUCGAAUCUCCUCGGCGUUCCUCACAUCGCCACCGGAGAUCUCGUCCGCGAAGAGCUCGCUUCAUCCGGCCCCCUCUCUCAAGAGUUAUCAGAGAUCGUGAACCGGGGGAAGUUGGUGUCUGAUGAGAUCAUAAUAAACUUGUUGUCGAAGAGAUUGGAGGCUGGGGGAGCUAAAGGGGAACUGGGUUUUAUUCUCGAUGGUUUUCCUCGAACGAUUAGACAAGCUGAAAUAUUGGAAGGGGUGACGGAGGUUGACUUGGUGCUCAAUCUGAAGCUCCGGGAAGAUGUGCUGCUCGAGAAAUGCCUUGGGAGGAGAACUUGUAGUCAGUGCGGUGGAAAUUUUAAUGUGGCAUCCAUUAAUGUCACGGGUUCAAAUGGUCAUCCUGCAAUUAGCAUGGCUCCGCUUCUUCCCCCUGCACAUUGUAUGUCAAAGCUUGUUACUCGAGCAGAUGACACUGAAGAAGUGAUUAAACAUCGGAUUCACGUGUACAAUGAGAAGAGUCGGCCUGUAGAGGAGUUUUACCGUAGUCGGGGGAAACUGUUGGAGUUUGAUUUGCCAGGAGGUAUCCCGGAGUCUUGGCCCAAGUUGCUUGAAGUUCUUAAUCUUGAUGAUUACAAGGAGAAGCAGUCUGCUGCUGCAUAAUUUAUUAUAUUGCACCUUGAAAAGGUGAACACGCCAUUCUCUUGACGCAUAAGGUGCGAACUAGGGUUUUGGAUAAUUUGAAUUUUUUGGAAGGUUGUUUUUUCAUGGAGAGAAUUCAGUUAUAUUGCAUCGGGAGCGAGUCUUUCCAUUACUAUUGUUUAGUUGAGCGGAUGAUUUAUUUACCUACAAUUUUGGCAGCAAUAAGCCCCUGUAAAGGAGGCUGGGCAUACUGUAUUCUUGUAGCGUAUAAUUGAUUAAUAUAUAGCAAAUUGCGUCCUGUGGGGCUCAAUAAUUGGUUUUGA